Messenger RNA from Penicillium malachiteum, 492 nucleotides. RefSeq lists its product as uncharacterized. The coding region runs from base 1 to 492 and encodes 163 amino acids. The transcript has a single exon. The record is from RefSeq and is a predicted model, not a curated record. NCBI's taxonomy places the organism in Eukaryota, Fungi, Ascomycota, Eurotiomycetes, Eurotiales, Aspergillaceae.
AUGUGCAUCAAGAGAGGUAUCCUUUGCUUGGGAUACGAUGAUUCUCGGCGCUUUCUCUGCCACCAAUUAAUUCCUCAGCCUACGCGAACCGGUGAGGCCAAAAGACCAGUCCGCCAGCUUGUCAGCCAUAUGAAUCCUCUCGCACUCCCAGCUUCCUUAAGCAUGAACGCUGAAAUACGAACACAGCUGUUUUCGACAUUUAUGAGCACUUUCUUUGCUUCCAAUAGUGGCUCUGACAGCAAGAGCGGCAGCUUGUAUUUCCUGAUGGCCCGCUUCCCUACUCUAGCUGGUGAAUCAGAGCCACUGGACCGAUCGAUCAUCGCACUUGCAUCUUCAUUCCUAGCCAAAAUCAGGAGAGAUAAAUCACUGGCACGCGAAGGCUUGGAGAUCUACAACUCCGCGCUUAAUGCCAUGGCGGGUGCGAUGCGGCGGAGCCUAUCACCGACAUUCCAUAUGCUCUUCGCCACAAUUAUGUUUAUACAUUUGAAGUAA